Cucurbita moschata (crookneck pumpkin) is the source of this 1272-nucleotide messenger RNA. RefSeq names its product probable protein S-acyltransferase 15. The transcript is spliced from 12 exons. Gene Ontology annotation, cellular component: Golgi apparatus; endoplasmic reticulum. Lineage: Eukaryota; Viridiplantae; Streptophyta; Magnoliopsida; Cucurbitales; Cucurbitaceae. Gene Ontology annotation, biological process: peptidyl-L-cysteine S-palmitoylation; protein targeting to membrane. The record is from RefSeq and is a predicted model, not a curated record. The coding region runs from base 38 to 1042 and encodes 334 amino acids. Gene Ontology annotation, molecular function: protein-cysteine S-palmitoyltransferase activity.
CACAAUCAAGUGCGAAGAAUUUUUGUUUUGAAAACAAAUGGUUGAAUUACUUGAUCGGAAGAAAUCGGCGAAUUGGCCGGGGCUGAUCGGCCGUUGUGUAGUCUCUUUCAUACUUGUUUUACUAACUCAAUUCAGUCAAUUUCUAGUUCCUCAGUUCUUCUUCGAUUUGCCCGUGUUCAUUCAACUUCUACUUUCAGCUCUAUUACUUCUAGCUGUUGUAGGGGCAGUAGGAUGGUGCAGGCGGCUUCUUCGAGUUCGAGCGUCAGCUCCGGCGUUCGUUUUCUUCAGUGUACUUUUUGUUUGGGUGGUUUACAUAGCUAUUGUUCGACGAGUUGCUACACAUUUGAUGGAUCUUCUGUUUAAUGGGCAGAUAAUCUUGCUCAUUUUUGGCCUUUGCAGGAUGUUAUCCAGUGAUCCUGGUUUGGUAUCAUAUAGUCCAUCCCCUUUGGAUGUAAUUGCCCAAAGUUCAAGUUUAGAAAUUGACACUUACCAUCAGGAAACAGAGUUUCUAACGAGUAGUCCUUAUCUCAGGCGUUCAACUGAAGCAGAUACUGAAUUGGGUGAUAGGGUGAGAUGCUGUCAGAUCUGCAAAGCAUAUGUUAAAGGCUUUGACCACCAUUGUCCUGCAUUCGGAAACUGUAUUGGGCAUAAAAAUUAUCUCCUCUUCAUGGUUCUACUAAUUGGAUUUCUCUGGACUGAAGCAACUUACUUGGUGUGUUUAUCUCAAUAUGCAGCGCAGUCUGUGGUUCCUGAUGGCGAUGGAACUAGGCUAGAGAUUAGUCUCUCAAGGAAAGUGGCCAGCAGCACCAUGCUAUUCUCCAUUCUACAAUUAGUAUGGCAGGUGGUGUUCUUACUGUGGCACAUGUAUUGUAUCUGCUUCAAUAUCAGAACAGAUGAAUGGAUUCACUGGAAGAGGUACCCGGAAUUUCAAAUUUUUAUCCAGUCUUCGCAUGGCGAAAGGUCCAGUGAAGUGAGGUUCAAAAACCCAUAUGACAAAGGAGUUUUACAGAAUUUGAAGGAGUUUAUGGCGUCAAAACGUUGAGACUAGUGUUUGAGUAUUGACCUUGGCAUUCUUCGGCAAUGAGUUUUUACUGGUUUCAGUAAUUAUCCAUGCUCUUAACUUGUAUAUUUUUUAACACAACAAAUGUGGAGUGGAUGAGUGAGCCUUUGACCUCUAAAAAUAUUAUAGGUGCCUUUAAUGACUAUGCUCUAAUGGACUCGAAUCUUGUAUAUUCUUAAAAUAUAUGUAUAGGAAAGGAAAUAUUGAUCAUA